Cuscuta epithymum is the source of this 1253-nucleotide messenger RNA. NCBI's taxonomy places the organism in Eukaryota, Viridiplantae, Streptophyta, Magnoliopsida, Solanales, Convolvulaceae. The record is from the annotation of a GenBank genome assembly.
UCAAUACAUACAUGAAGCUUAUCACGUAUUAGUAUCACCCGUAUGGGACAGAUACAUGUUGGAUACGCAGAUACGGGUGAAGUAUGGGUGCAACCAUUGCAAGUAAGCGUAGAACUGUAGAAGUGGCAGAACCAAAGCCAGAGACGGACGUUUACGCAUCGCCAAUCGCAGCAGACCACUCCGCCCACUCGCAUCGCCUAUUCGCCGGACGACGGACGCCGCCUCUCCUCCGCUCGGACCGCUCCGCCGCUCGCCCAGCACAGUACGUUCCUUUGAGUUGACUGCUGACCUGUUGCCUUCUCCAGUUCUCUCGAGAUAUAGUAGGUGGAAAUGUUAGGUGGUUCUCAUGUUCAACUCAAGGCUUGGCAGCGGGCUGCUGUUGCAUUUGGUUCAGCAGUGGGGGCAUUGUUGGACCCACAAAGAGCUGACCUGAUUGCAGCUUUAGGGGAGACCACGGGAAAACCUGCUUUUGAGAGGGUCUUGCAAAGGAUGAAGAAUAGUCCUGAGGGGAGGGUAGUCUUAUCAGAGCGUCCUCGAGUAAUCUCUUCUCAGGUGGGCCGUGCAUGGGAACUACCAGACAACACAUUUGGAGCUGCAUAUGCCAAGUUCAUGGGAUCUAGAAACUUCUCCCCUGACGAUCGGCCGCCUGUUCGGUUCAUGGAACCAGAAGAAUUAGCUUAUGUGGUCAUGCGUGCCCGCGAGGUUCAUGACUUCUGGCACACCCUCUUCGGCCUUCCCACCAAUAUGAUUGGAGAAACGGCACUUAAGGUGAUAGAGUUUGAACAGAUGAUGCUCCCCAUGUGUAUGAUGUCUGUGGUGGGUGGUACAGCAAGAUUCACCGAGAGACAAAGGACACUGUUCUAUCAGCAUUACUUCCCUUGGGCACUCAAAGCUGGUUUGAGAUGCACCGACUUGAUGUGUGUGUAUUAUGAGCGGCACUUUGAUGAAGAUUUGGAGGAUGUUCGCAGAAGGCUGGGGAUUAUUCCAGCUCCACAACCAACUCAUUCAUGAAGUUUUGUGAAAGAAAUGAAAGUAAGAAAGUUCGGAUUGUCUUCAUCUCUUUUCCCCAUCCAUUCCCUUCAAAUAUAAUCUUCGGAUUGUCUUCAUUUCUUAUGGGGAAAAAUAAUUCAAAUAGCUUAAACUGUGGAGUGUGACUCUGGUACCCCAACUUGCAUAUAUAUAAGAUAAAUAUGAUUAAGUUUACAUUUACUUGAUAUCAACGUCACUACUCAUACUUUUUCCUUCUUUAAUAG